AUUCCCUUUUUUUAGUUAUUUUUUCUUUAUUUUCAGAUGAAAAAAGGAAGAAGAUCUGAGUGAUAGAUUUUGCAGGAAAAGCAGAGAGAAGGUAAAGGUAAAAACAAUAGAAAAACAAAAACAAAAAAAAAAAAGAAGAAAAGGAAUCUGCUUUGGAUCCCCAAAGAAAGACGCACACUAAGUGUUUGUGAAAUUGUGUGAGUGAGAGUGAUGGGGAUUUUUGCGGCUGUUGGAGUGUUGUCACCAUUCCCAUUCUACUGGUGGCUAUGGAACUGGCCCCAGUCAUGGGUUGACCUCUGUGGCAAAGACCGUGACCCUUCUAAGGUCAUGGCUCUCGUUGCUCACUUCUUGAAGCUCAUUCAAUUCAUCUCUCUCUUCUCUGUUUCCACUCUCCAUUGGCCUCCUCCUUUCUACUUCUGGCCCCUCUUUGCCUUUGGCCAAUUCCUCAACUUCAGGGUUUAUCAGUUACUUGGUGAGGCUGGCACAUACUAUGGCGUACGCUUCGGAAAAAGCAUUCCAUGGGUAACGGAAUUUCCAUUUGGGGUCAUCAAGGAUCCUCAAUAUGUUGGCGCCAUUAUGAGUCUUGUUGCAUGUCUCUCUUGGGUUCCUUUACAAUACAUUCUCCUGUGGGUUUUAGGAUAUUUGUUUAUGAUUAUUGUGGAAUCAAAAGAAGACCUGUCUACUCGUGCCAAGCCAAUUCAUUAAUGUAGCUUAACAAUGUGGGAAUAAGACUGUGUAGAUUUACCUUCCCCAGCCAUAUCAAGUGGGAGCCUUGUGUGCUAAGCCGCAUUUUUUUCGGGUUAGAAAGAAUUGGAGGAACUCGCAGCAUCCAAUGUGCCAAUUUCUUUGCAUCUUGCUGUUUCAUUCCUCUUCUCUAGAAUGACAUUACUAUUUUGGUAGUUUAUAAUUCUUCAUUGAGGAUUAAGGGUUAUGUUUCUGAUUCCUUCAAACUAUUUCUCAUGAAAUGCAAACAAUCCUUUCAUUCGCUGGUGA
Messenger RNA from Arachis ipaensis, 993 nucleotides. It is a transcript of the gene PLMT, whose product is annotated as phospholipid N-methyltransferase. The record is from RefSeq and is a predicted model, not a curated record. Lineage: Eukaryota; Viridiplantae; Streptophyta; Magnoliopsida; Fabales; Fabaceae. Gene Ontology annotation, biological process: phosphatidylcholine biosynthetic process. Gene Ontology annotation, molecular function: S-adenosylmethionine-dependent methyltransferase activity.